This is a messenger RNA of Ananas comosus (pineapple), 817 nucleotides long. Its product is annotated as methylesterase 17. The record is from RefSeq and is a predicted model, not a curated record. Gene Ontology annotation, biological process: salicylic acid metabolic process; jasmonic acid metabolic process. Gene Ontology annotation, molecular function: methyl indole-3-acetate esterase activity; methyl salicylate esterase activity; methyl jasmonate esterase activity. NCBI's taxonomy places the organism in Eukaryota, Viridiplantae, Streptophyta, Magnoliopsida, Poales, Bromeliaceae. The transcript has 3 exons.
AUGGGGGACGAGUGUGGUGAUCACUUUGUGCUGGUGCAUGGGCCAAGCCACGGCGCCUGGUGCUGGUUCAAGCUGCGGUGGCUCCUCGAAAGCUCCGGCUGAAAGGUGUCGUGCAUCGACCUCGCGGGGGCCGGCAUAGACCUCACCGACCCCGACACCAUCCGAUCCUUCGAUGACUACAACCGCCCGCUGCUCGAGCUCCUCUCGGCCCUGCCGGACGACGAAAAAGAAAUUCCCGAUAUAUGGGAAUUAGGCGACAUUUACGUGCUUAAUUAUAGUUCAAGAGUUGAUCAUCCACCAACGAGCACGAUAAUGCGAAAAGAAUUCCAGCGCAAAUUAAUGUACCAAUUUACCCCAGGAGAGGACUCAACACUAGCCUCGAUGCUACUCCGCCCGGUUCCGACCGUGCUUGGCGACGCAAGGUUCAGAGAAGGAGAAAAAGAAGAGGAGAGAUGGAAGCAGGUGAAGCCAGUUUUCAUAAAGACGGUGCAUGAUCACACGUUAAAACCACAGCAGCAAGACGCGAUGAUACGCCGGUGGCCGCCCGCCGAGGAUUUCACGGUGGACACCGAUCAUAGCCCGUUCUUCGCGGCCCCUAACGAACUAUUCGAACUGAUGGUUAAAGCAUCGCUUAUAUAGUAAUCGUAAUCUAUGAAGGGAGAUGCCACAAAAUAGAUCACGAACUUAUUGAAUCUAGUUCGCUAUUCACAUAAUGAAUUUGGCUAGAUUCAAUAUAUUUGAUCUACAGGUAUUGAAAUCGAGUAUAUAAGCUUAGUACUUUUUCUAUGGAUUGCUGUUUAUGUAACAUAAAAUUUGC